AUGGCGGACUCGGAUGGCGAGUAUGCCUCCGACGAUGAGCUCAAGAGGAACGGAAAGAGGACAGCGGAUGGGCGCAGCAAGCAAACCAAGGCGUCCUGGGAAGAUGUAAAGCGCUCCUGGGAUACCGUUCUCGAAACAGCGGACAGUGGUCUCUCGAUUGCAGAGAUCCGGGAGGCCGAGAAGCGACGUCGCCUUCUGCGCGACACGACACCACUUCAGCGUGGCAUCAUCCGCCACUUGAUGUUGGUGCUUGACAUGAGUUUUGCCAUGGCCGACAAAGAUCUGCUACCAAACCGCUAUCGAGUCGUCCUCAACAACGCCAUUGGCUUCGUACGCGAAUACUUUGAACAGAAUCCCAUCAGUCAGUUGGGCAUCGUGGGGAUGCGCGAUGGGAUUGCCGUGCGCAUCAGCGACCUGAGUGGGAACCCAGCCGAACACAUCGAGAAGUUGAUGCAAUGGAGCGAGCAACAAGACCCCCAAGGAAAUUCAAGUUUACAAAAUGCACUGCAAAUGUGCAGAGGUGCUCUAUAUCAAACCCCAUCACAUGCCACGCGCGAAGUACUGAUAAUCUACGGGGCCCUCGUCUCGAUCGACCCGGGCGACAUCCACGACACUAUCAACGACCUGGUAGCCGACCGAAUCCGCGUCUCCGUCGUCGGCCUCGCCGGCCAGGUCGCCAUCUGCACCGAGCUCUGCAAGCGAACAAACAACCACGACGGCAACUACAGCGUCGCCAUAGACGAGGUGCACCUGAAGGAGCUCUUCUUCGCCGCCACCACUCCGCCCGUCACCCGCACCCCCGAGCAAAACACUGCCAGCCUGCUCAUGAUGGGCUUCCCCAGCCGUACGCUCGCCCCCAAAGACCACGUUAGCUACUGCGCCUGUCACGCGAAGCCCACACGAGAAGGAUAUACCUGUCCGCGCUGCGGAAUCAAGGUGUGCCGGCUGCCGAUCGACUGUCCGAUCUGCAAGCUCACGCUCAUUCAGAGUACGCACUUGGCGAGGUCGUACCACCAUUUGUUCCCGCUUAAAGUCUUUGUGGAGGUUCCGUGGUCACAGGCGAGUCGGUCGACAGCGUGCUACUCGUGUCUAUCGCCUUUUCCUACAGGGCCGAGGGACACGGUGGCAGCGGCGCCGGCGGUUUUGGGAGGGAGAGCAGGGAAAGGCGGGAAACAGGACAGCGAUCCCAAGAAUCCAAAACCGGAACUCAAGGGCGUCAGUGAAAGCGGCCGGUAUGCGUGCCAGGUGUGCGGGAACCACUUCUGUAUAGACUGUGAUGUCUUUGCCCAUGAGACGAUUCAUAACUGCCCGGGGUGUCAGAGCGAUACGAGGGAGCCGGAAAGGGACACGGCGCUAGCAGUACCAGACGGUGGUCCUAUGCCUAUGGUGGUAGAUUCAUAA
Sordaria macrospora k-hell is the source of this 1401-nucleotide messenger RNA. RefSeq lists its product as uncharacterized. Gene Ontology annotation, cellular component: transcription factor TFIIH holo complex; transcription factor TFIIH core complex. Gene Ontology annotation, molecular function: zinc ion binding. Gene Ontology annotation, biological process: regulation of transcription by RNA polymerase II; nucleotide-excision repair; DNA-templated transcription. NCBI's taxonomy places the organism in Eukaryota, Fungi, Ascomycota, Sordariomycetes, Sordariales, Sordariaceae. The record is from RefSeq and is a predicted model, not a curated record.